ACUCGUCGUAGCAGCUGUUCCCUACACGUGAUAGUUGUUGUUGUUGCUGUUGCGUGUGUCCGGAUUGCCUUUCAAAAAACCCUGAAAGAACAUCCUUUUUUUUGGACACCGCUAACAUAAUGGCCAGCCCAAAGGUGGUGGGCAUGUAAAUAUCGCAUAACCGGCCAGCGAACCGAACACAACACAACCGUCCUCUAAGAUUGAGAAAUCAGAGCCGGACAGCAUGCAAUCCUUGCGUUGCUGCCCGGCCCGUGGCCUGAUCCUGUCCAGAACCAUUCGCGGCCAGCGCAGCCUGCGAAUGAGUUGGCCACGGAAUAGCGGCGCGACUGGAGGAGCUGGAGGAGCAGCGUCCGGUGGGGGCAGCACCACAACCACCAGCACCAUUGGCGUUGGAGCGCUUCAGAAGCUGCGGGAAUGGCAUGCGAGUGCAUUCAGUAGCCGCUUCCUGCUCUUCACCAACGUGGGCAUCUCGCUGACCCUGAGCUGUGUGGGUGACAUCCUCGAACAGCACCUGGAAAUCUAUUGCGGCGAAAUCGAGCGCUUCGAGUCCACGCGCACUGCCCACAUGGCCAUCAGUGGUGUGACAGUGGGCGUGAUCUGUCAUUAUUGGUACAAGAUGCUGGACAAACGAAUGCCUGGACGCAGUAUGCGCGUGGUGGCAAAGAAGAUCGUGCUCGACCAGCUGAUCUGCUCGCCUAUCUACAUCAGUGCUUUUUUCGUCACUCUGGGCCUGCUGGAGCGGAAGACCAAGAACGAAGUGUGGGAGGAGAUCAAGGAGAAGGCCUGGAAGCUGUACGCCGCCGAAUGGACUGUGUGGCCGGUGGCGCAGUUCGUCAACUUCUACUGGAUCCCCACCCAUUAUCGCAUCUUCUACGACAAUAUCAUCAGCCUGGGCUACGAUGUGCUGACCUCAAAAGUCAAGCACAAACAGUCGCAUUCGCAUCUAAAGAAGAUUCCCUAACCCUGCGCUAGCCUCUGGUCCUCCUUAAUUCCUUGUAACUAUUUAUUACCAAAUUGCAAACCUUGUAAAUACAGACGAGCCCAUGUACAGAUACUAACAAACUGUGAAUUAUUGUACAUUA
This is a messenger RNA of Drosophila erecta, 1082 nucleotides long. RefSeq names its product mpv17-like protein 2. Gene Ontology annotation, cellular component: membrane; cytoplasm. The transcript has 2 exons. The record is from RefSeq and is a predicted model, not a curated record. Lineage: Eukaryota; Metazoa; Arthropoda; Insecta; Diptera; Drosophilidae. Bases 224 to 961 code for a protein of 245 amino acids. Gene Ontology annotation, biological process: mitochondrial ribosome assembly.